Molecule: messenger RNA, 969 nt
Organism: Suillus paluster
Lineage: Eukaryota; Fungi; Basidiomycota; Agaricomycetes; Boletales; Suillaceae
Exons: 5
Coding region: 1-969 (322 amino acids)
Source: RefSeq, a predicted model, not a curated record
AUGACAGUUUUUCUAGCGCCGCUAGAUGAGAUUGUGCCUCACAUUCUCCGGCUGUGGAAGACACGUCAGACCGACAGGAACAUGGUCCGCAUUCUGCGGCAAAAGCAUAUCGACACAGAACAUUAUGGUAUUGGGCUCACCAAGUUGAGAGAAAUUCGGGAGGGCAUGGGCCUCCGACGGACACGCCAGCAAGGUCAUACCAUAGAGUCUAUCCGUGAUGCUAUGAUCGAUCUCCGUCAGAUGUAUCCGAAAGCUGGAAUCCGCAAGGUGAUAAGUCUCCUGUUCCAUGAAAGGGAUAUGAGUGUUGCAAGGUCUGUAGUAUCCUUGUAUUUCACUGUCUACGAGCCUGAACUCGUACGUGAACGUAAAUCCAGGUGCCUCAAGAGGAGGCGCUUCUGGGCAGCAGGCGUGAAUGAUCUAUUCACGGUAGACCAACAUGACAAAUGGUUGAGGUUCGGUCUUGGUCUCCAUACUGGGAUUGAACCAUUUUCUGGGCGAAUUAUGUGGAUUCGCGUAUGGCAUUCUAACCGAAAUCCGCAGCUCAUUUUAUCCUACUACCUCAAUACAAUUGAGGAACUUGGUCAUAUGCCGUUGAUCACACAGAGUGAUCUAGGCACCGAAAACUUCAGGAUUGCCAAUGCUCAAACUCUCCUUUGUCAGUGCUAUGAUCCCGACCUUCGAGGAACGCUGCAGCACCGCUGGAUGCGUUCCAAAAAAAAUGUCAUGCCCGAAAUUACCUGGUCCCAGUUACGACGACGUUUCACGCCGGGCUUUGAGACACUUCUUGAUCACGGUGUCAACGAGGGUUGGUAUGACGUCGGAAACACUCUUCAAAAUAUGGUAUUUUGCUGGGUAUUUAUCCCUUGGCUUCAGCGAGAAUUAGAUGCGUAUCGGGACCGCAUCAAUAAUACAGCCAAGAGACGUGAUCGAAAUAAGGCAGGUACAUUCAACAUCAGUGGCAUCAUCUGA